Messenger RNA from Rosa rugosa (rugosa rose), 2064 nucleotides. RefSeq names its product rust resistance kinase Lr10-like. The transcript is spliced from 3 exons. The record is from RefSeq and is a predicted model, not a curated record. Gene Ontology annotation, molecular function: polysaccharide binding; protein kinase activity; ATP binding. Bases 145 to 1947 code for a protein of 600 amino acids. Gene Ontology annotation, biological process: protein phosphorylation. NCBI's taxonomy places the organism in Eukaryota, Viridiplantae, Streptophyta, Magnoliopsida, Rosales, Rosaceae.
AGUUAGUCAGUCAUCUGCUGGAAUCAUCUUCAUAUACCAUCCAAUCAUUAUUCUAGCUAGCCACUUCAAUACUGCAUCCGCAUAUAUCAGAAAAUUAAACACCAUUUUAUUCUGUGUCCAGAAAAAACUAGUACUACCUCAGAAAUGCAGCAAACUCUCAUUUCUUCCUUUUGCUUCAUCUUGCUGGCUUUCUCCUCCAAAGUCCUUGGUGAAAAAUCGAGGCAUUGUAAACAUGGCCCAGAUAUCAAAUUCCCUUUUAGCUUCAAAGGUAGCCAGCACCCUGGGUAUCCUGGGUUUCUUGUAUCCUGCAAUGAAAAGCAGGAAACCAUUCUUGAGCUGCCAAUCCCAGUUAAAUUCGCAAUCGAAACCAUAGACUAUGAAGCUCAGAAAAUCCAGCUAUAUGACCCAGAAAAUUGCUUGCUGAUGAAGCUAUCGAAUGUCCACAACAUGUCAAUCUCUCCCUUCAACUACUCAACAGACCAAAUGACUGAUAUUACCUUAUUCAAUUGUUCUUUAGCUGAAAGGCAAUCAUAUAUGCAUCCAGUCCCCUGCUUUAAUGGCCCUGGCUACCAAAUCUACUCGGUUUCUUCUUCCCGAAACAUUGAGGACUUGCCCCUCCUGUCUUGUACAAAGAUGCGUAAUCUUUCACUGGUUCCAUACAGCUCGUAUGGAUAUCCAAUUUCAAAUCUUUAUUUGGAAUGGUCUGAACCAAAUUGUAGACCGUGUGAAGCACAUGGCAAAAUAUGUGGAUUGAAGAAGAAUGUCACCACACGUACUGAAAUUGAAUGCCUUCCCAGGAAGAAAGAAGGUUCAGAAGCAAAGUUAGUAGCCACUGGGGCAUCCCUGGGUUCAUUUGUACUCAUACUACUUGCUGCUGCAGCUUAUCAUGUCUAUAGUUCUGACAGAAAAGAAAAACAGAAUCAAUUAAAAAUUGAAAAUUUUUUAGAGGAUUACAGAGCUCUCAAACCAAGCAGAUACUCCUAUGCAGAUAUCAAGAGGAUUACAAAUCAGUUCAAGGACAAAUUAGGCCAAGGAGCCUAUGGAACUGUUUAUAAGGGAAAGCUUUCUUCUGAAUGUUUUGUUGCUGUCAAAGUCCUCAAUAGUACAAAGGGGGAUGGGGAAGAGUUUGUAAAUGAAGUGGGAACAAUGGGUCAUAUCCACCAUGUCAAUGUGGUUCGCUUGGUUGGAUUCUGUGCUGAUGGGUUUAGACGAGCUCUUGUUUAUGACUUCUUACCUAAUGGUUCACUGCAAGAUUUCAUUUCAUCAGCAGACAAUAACAAUUCUUUUCUUGGUUGGGAUAAGUUGCAAGAUAUUGCUCUAGGCAUAGCCAAGGGAAUUGAAUAUCUACACCAAGGAUGCGAUCAACGAAUCCUCCAUUUCGAUAUCAAACCCCACAAUGUUUUGCUUGACCAUAACUUCACCCCAAAGAUUUCUGAUUUUGGUUUGGCCAAGUUAUGUUCCAAGGAUCAGAGUAUAGUGUCAAUGACUACAGCUAGGGGAACGAUGGGGUACAUUGCACCUGAAGUGUUCUCCAGAAACUUUGGAAAUGUAUCCUAUAAGUCAGAUGUGUAUAGUUAUGGAAUGGUACUGCUCGAGAUGGUAGGAGGAAGAAAGAACAUCAGUUCAACCACAGAGAACACAACUGAAGUUUACUACCCAGAAUGGAUCUAUAAUCUACUGGAAGAAGGUGAAGACCUUCGAAUCCAUGUUGGGGAAGAAGGAGAUGCUAAAAUUGCAAAGAGACUUGCGAUUGUCGGUCUCUGGUGCAUCCAAUGGCACCCGGUAGAUCGUCCUUCUAUGAAAGGGGUGGUUCAGAUGUUGGAAGGAGGAGAAAACUUAACUAUGCCUCCAAAUCCUUUUUCCUCUCAAGGUCCUACAGGAACAAGUGCAAGUACACCUGCCAGAAGAUUAAACCUUCAACUGGAAGCAAUUGCCGAGUUAGAGUAAUAUGUAUAUAUUUUAUACUGUAUGCACACUUUGCAUGUAAAGGUGACAAAAAUUUAGAAAUGGGGUAAAUGGAUAAAACCCCUUUAUUAGGGUCCUUGACCCAAAGCACUAAAAUAA